GGCUGUAACCCCAGAUCACAGUUAGCAUACUGGAAAAUCCAGCGUCCUUUCGGAGCAGAUUAAUCUAAAGAAGGAUUUUCGUACCCUUAAUUGACUCUUGGAUGUUUGUAAAAUGUCAGGGUUUCAGGAUUCUUCAGAUGUCCAGAAGCUGAUUGUGAUGACAGAAGAGGUUCUCCCUAAGCAGCAGGAGAGGAGCUUCAGUCUGGACCAGGAGGAGCCACCAGAACCAGCACACAUUAAAGAGGAACAAGAGGAACUGUGGAUCAGUCAGGAGAGAGAGCAGUGUCCAGAAGCAGAGGAGGCCGGUAUCAGCAUGUUCACAUUCACUCCUGUCCCUGUGAAGAGCGAAGAAGAAGAUGGACUGGAAUCUCAGUCCUCAAAGCUUGAUGAAAUCCAGAGAGCAGAGAACGGAGACACAGAGAAUUUGAAAACAGAAUCUGAUGGAGAAGACUGUGGAGGAUCAAAAGCAGACAGAGAGAUUUAUCCAGACUGUCAUUCACAGACAAUUCCUCCUGACAAGAUUUCACACCUUUCUGGAUCCGAUACUGAUGACAGUGCUGAUUGGGAGGAGACUGAUGAACCUCAGAGAGGUUUAAACCCCAAGCAAAACACUGAUAUAGGUCUGAGUGAUUUCAAAUGUAGCACUGGAGACUCAGUUAGCUCCUCUGAAUGUCCUCCAAGCUUUGGAGAUAACAAACAAGUACAGAAACUUGAAGGAACCCAUACAGGAGAUAAAGGUCUGAGCUGCUCAGUUUGUCAUAAAAGAUUUCCAAACCCAAGUAAUCUGAAGCGACACUCGACUGUCCACACAGGAGUGAAACAAUUUAGCUGUUCAUUUUGUGAAAAAAGAUUUUCUCGACAACACCAUCUGAAGAGACACCUGACUGUCCACACAAAAGAGAAACAAUUUAGCUGUUCAUUCUGUGAAAAAAGAUUUUCACAACAAUACAACUUGACAAGCCACUUAACUGUCCACACAGUGGAGCAGCCAUUUAGUUGUUCAUUAUGUGGUAAAGGAUUCUCUCACCAAACAUAUCUCAAGAAACACAUGACUGUCCACACAGGGGAGAAACUUUUUAGCUGUUCAGUUUGUCAUAAAAGAUUCUCAAGAAAAGAAAAUCUGAAGGAACACUUGACUGUCCACACAGAGGAAAAACCAUUUAGUUGUUCAGUUUGUCAUAAUAAAUAUUCCAAGAACAGGUAUCUGAAACGACACAUGACUGUCCACACAGGGGAGCAACCAUUUAGUUGCCCUGUUUGUGAUAAAAAAUUCUUUAUUGAAGGGUAUCUAAAGGAUCACUUGUCCAGUCACACAGGGGCAAAUCGAUUUAGCUGUACAGUUUGCAGUAAAAGCUUUUUACGACAAGGACAUCUAAAACAACACAUGACUGUCCACACAAGGGAGAAACCAUUUAGUUGUUCAGUUUGUCAUCAAAGAUUUUCUUACAAACGAGAUCUGAAGCAACACUUGACUGUCCACACAGGAGAGAAACCGUCAAGCUGUUUCAUUUGCGGUAAAAGUUUUUCAUGCCAAGAACAACUAAUAGAACACUUGACUGUCCACACAGAAGAGAAACCAUUUAGUUGCUCAGAUUGUCAUCAAAGAUUUUCUCACCAGUAUCAGCUGAAGGAGCACUUGACCUUACACACAAGGGGAAAAACCAUUUAGUUAUUCAGUUUGUGGUAAAAGAUUUGCAAGGAGUGGAGAGGCAAGAAGACACUCUUUCAUCCACACAAAGGAGAAAAAAUCUAGGUGAAAUGUAAGUGAUUAAACAUGCAGAAAGCAAGGGCAUCUCAAGAUCCACAAGUGUGGUGGAAGAAGCCACUUCAUGAUUUAAAUGUACUUUUUACUCUUGUUAUUGUCAUUAUUUUUACACAUUAUUUCUUACUACUGUAACUGUGGUAUGUCACUCAGUGCCUUGCUCAUGGUGGAUUAAUGUUAAUUUUUGUAAAUAUAACAAUGAUGACAGUGAAUACCUGCUCGUUGUUAAAUUGUCUUGAGAUCAUAUUUGUUAUGAAAUAGUAUACAACAAAAGAUUAAAUGGUAGA
Messenger RNA from Cheilinus undulatus (humphead wrasse), 2049 nucleotides. RefSeq names its product gastrula zinc finger protein XlCGF57.1-like. The coding region runs from base 113 to 1669 and encodes 518 amino acids. The record is from RefSeq and is a predicted model, not a curated record. The transcript is spliced from 2 exons. Gene Ontology annotation, molecular function: DNA-binding transcription factor activity; RNA polymerase II cis-regulatory region sequence-specific DNA binding. Gene Ontology annotation, biological process: regulation of transcription by RNA polymerase II. NCBI's taxonomy places the organism in Eukaryota, Metazoa, Chordata, Actinopteri, Labriformes, Labridae.